Messenger RNA from Aspergillus nidulans FGSC A4, 489 nucleotides. Its product is annotated as VOC family protein. The transcript is spliced from 2 exons. NCBI's taxonomy places the organism in Eukaryota, Fungi, Ascomycota, Eurotiomycetes, Eurotiales, Aspergillaceae. Bases 1 to 489 code for a protein of 162 amino acids. The record is from RefSeq and is a predicted model, not a curated record.
AUGGCCACUGAAAACAACCCACCUCCCCUCACCCACGUCCUCGAGACAUGCCUCUACGUGCGCGAUAUCCAUGCUUCAAGGAAAUUUUAUGAGGAUGUGCUGAACAUUAAGCCGUUCAUGCAAUCGCACCGCAGUGCCUGCUUCUCCCUAGGCAAUACAACUCUCCUCCUCUUCCAACUGGGCCAAACAGACGCAGAUAUUACUACUCCCAGCGGCGUCAUUCCUGGCCAUGGACCCAGCGCGCAGAUCGUCGCGAAGCUCAACGCAGCCAAAGAGGGCGAUGGCGACAUUGACAGCCUGAAGCAGCACUUCUGUGUCGCCGUCCAGAGUACCGAAGAUGUAGCGAAGUGGGAAGCAUACCUCCAGAAAAAGGGGGUUCCGAUUAUCAGCUGCACGAACUGGGAACGCGGUGGAAAGAGCAUUUAUUUUGCGGAUCUUGAUGGGCACCUUGCCGAGAUUGCGUCGAGGGGGAUCUGGCCGCAUUAUUAG